Ogataea philodendri is the source of this 3105-nucleotide messenger RNA. RefSeq lists its product as uncharacterized. Gene Ontology annotation, cellular component: cytoplasm. Gene Ontology annotation, biological process: chromatin remodeling. NCBI's taxonomy places the organism in Eukaryota, Fungi, Ascomycota, Pichiomycetes, Pichiales, Pichiaceae. Bases 1 to 3105 code for a protein of 1034 amino acids. The transcript has a single exon. The record is from RefSeq and is a predicted model, not a curated record.
AUGGAUAAUGGCUCCUUUGAUCCUGAUGAUCUGGGAAUCAUUCUUUUCAAAGAAGUCAAACAGAGCUGUGUGGACCUAUCUGCUAUCACAUUUGCUCCCGAGACGAUAUUCACUUCCAAGCAGCUUGUCGAUGCAUUAAAGAAACUUGAUUUUGUACUGAAGGACUCCAUCAAUCGAGUAAUAGGUACAAAAGAGAUAGGAUUUCCCACCAGUCUUGCAGACUACAUUUUUGUUCCAAUUGCGCAACUGUUGCGACGGCCUGUUCUGCAGGAGACUGAAUUGGAGUAUGUUUUAUCGAUCAUCCGAACUUUAAUCAAAAGGUGCUGGUCAUUCUCGGGGGCCCUUGCGCAAGGCCUCGCGCAACAAUUCAUUCCUCUGAUAACAUUCUUAAUUGGAGGCAAACCAAACAUUAAACCUUCCGAGUUUGUUACGCAUACUGACGAGACAUUAAUUAACGGGAUCGGGUGUUUACACGAUACCUUGUUGGGUAUACGCAACCAGGGCCCAGAAUUCACAAACAGAUAUUUGAACGAUGACAAGAAUAUGCCCUCUCUAGGUCAUAUGGUGACAGUGUUACUGCAUUUUGCUCAGCAUAAUCAAAAUAUCACGGUUCAAUUAUCCAGCUUGGAGACGUUGAACGUGUUGUUUGACAUGUUUCACGAUGGCGAAAUUUUGUCCUUCAUGUUACCGGGCGUCGUUUCCUCUAUCAGUAAGACAAUCAAACAUACACGAAAGGCGAAAGUUAUAAAUCUGUCAUUGAAUGUUUUGACCACAAUAAUUUGCUACGUUUUUGAUGACUAUGAUUUACAAGUGGAUACAAAUUACAAAGUUCUCAACUUGGAAGAUAUCAAGCAGCAGGAUACAAGAGAAGGAGAGUUUAACGUCUUUAUACCAGAGAACAGAGAAAGACAAAUACAUAGAACGACUAGUUGGCUCAAGGCUACCAUUUACCAGUUGCACAAGGCUUUCAAAGUUAUUUUGAAAGAAGAUCAAAGAGCCGAAACCAGCGAAAGCUACUUCAAUUUGUGUUCCUCAAUUCUAAGCCGUUGUUUUGUUUCAUGUACUUUUUUGGUCCCUCAGAUUAUCAACUGUUUGGCUCUCAUCUGCGACCAGAAAACAUAUUUCCAAAAAUUGACUGAUUCACUAGCUCUGGAUUCUCAAGCGCCAAAGAAGCUGGAUCUGGUUUUCAUAGAGUUUGAAAAAGCGCUAUCUUCAGCUGACGUGAUUCUGCUGUCUCCAGAUUCAUCCAAAAUAACCUCAUACUUCAAGAAACUAUCCUUUUUUGUCCGAAUACUUUCAUUCUUCGAUAAAGACAUUUUGUUAUUAUCAGAAAGGUCAAUUCAUACUCUCCAGGAGAUACUUGUUUCACAGGGAUUUCAGAAUCGCAAGAAGAAGAUUUCAGCGGAAGCCUCGUAUACCGAUCAACUUCUUUCAAUUACUACAAAUUCAAGUUUCCAAGACCUUGAAAAAGCUAGGGUGUUGGACGGUAUUUACGACGCAGAGGUCGAAGAAUCUCUCCAAAGUUAUCUCUUUACACUUGGAGAACACAAUGUAUCAUUUCUCGAACCGAUACUGUUGAACUUGCCGCCUGUUACGUCAAAUGAACUAGCUAUUUCGAAUUCAAUGACUUUAUGGCUUGCAUCCAGUGCUCUCCAUGCUUCAACUCCACAAGACUCGAGUUUUUUGAUAGAAGAUGAGGAAUCUAAUAGUCCAUCUGAUGUGGUGCUUAGUCUGCUAGAAAAAACGGGCGAGUUGCUUACCUACAGUUCCGUCAGAGAUGAACAAAAUCUUAUACAAUCCAAAUUGGUGGGGCUGAUGUGCAUCGAAAAAGCUUGCGUUGUUUUAGGAGACGGGUUUGGACCCGAACUGGUUGAUUUUUUGUAUCCUGUGGUUGACAAUCUUGCCUCUUCAAGCCAAAUUGUCCGAUCGCAAGCUCAACAUGUUGCUUUGAAAAUCGCCGAACAACUUUAUGACGGUUCUGUCGAGAAAUUGAUUACGGAAAACUGUGAUUACCUUGCUGAUUCAUUGUCAAUCAAUAUGACUGGAGACUCUAUUACCCCACGAACUCCAAUUGUUUUAGGCGUUCUGAUCAACAUAGGAGAUAUUGGACUGGUAACCCAGUUGGACGAUAUUAUUUCAACAAUAUUCACUUUGUUGGAUAUGUACCACGGAUACACUUCACUAUGUGAGGGAUUCUUUUUGGUUUUCGAUCAGCUGGUUACCAAAGUUUACAACAGUUUCUUCAAAGACUUUGAUUUCCAGAGUCUGGAACAAAACUUACAAGAAGACAAUGUUCUUGUUCCAAGUCAUUGGAAUCUAUCAGAUAUUGACGACGUGGUUGAAUUUGUUGAGAAAGAAGUAGAUGUUCCAGAGCUGGAUUCAGAUGAAAAUAAUGCUCCAGAUGAACAACUGAAAAAAGACAAGGUUUUGGAGGUUGAUAGCGAUGACGAGUCUGGGUCUGAAAUUGAGUCUAUUGCUCCAUUUCAAGAGCCGCAGCAAUCCGACAAGCCACCCAUCUCCCCUAAGCUGUUCAAAACUCUAUUUCAGAUCUUCUCGUACAGCGAAAGACUUUCGAAGCAUAAUUCAGUCAAAGUGACUCUCAUCACGUUAAACCUGAUCAAUAAGCUGCUUCCAAUAAUGGCUACGGAUAAAUCAACUCUGCUCAAAAUUUGUGCAUCUCUAUGGCCAACCGUUUCCAGCUUUGUAUACCAUAAGGAUUUGAGAGUUGUUGAUGCUGCUCUGAAGAUUCUCACGACACUGCUCCGUUAUGGGAAUACAUUCCUGAGCUCAAGAUUUUGUGAAAUUGUUGAUCCCAUGUUUGGAAAGUUCACGCCUCUGAUUGCGAAACAAGAAGCCAUAUACAAGAAAAGAAAGCUCAACAGUUCUAAUAAGCUAAUAAAUAAGACAAGCACUUCAACGGACUUGGAUGCCAAAACCUUUGAAAGCCUGGCCACUUUUUGCCAAACAGCUUUGGUGAAGCUUGGAAGACUCCUUCCAAUACAGUUAGCCCUUAAAGUCACUGAAGUGUCUAUUCUUUAUGACGACGACGAAACUCACUAUGGGUAUUACGACGAUUACGUAUACUAUAUCAAAAACAAGGUUUGA